CGUCCCAGCAUGCAGCGCGGCGGCGGCGGCGGUGGCGGCCGCCAUGUUGUGCUAGUUUGUUGUUCUCCGGCGGCGGGAGCGGGGCCCGCCGGGCGCUGAAUCCGAGCCCUUCCCGGCCCGUCGCCCGUGUCCUUCGCCGCGGCACCGGCACCCGCCGCUCCGGCGGGCGGCACCGCGGCGCUGCCGCGACCCGCCGCCGCCGCCUGGGCCGGGCGAAGAGCCAUGGCUGCCGCGCUGGGAGGAGGCGCAGAUGAUGACUUUGAUCAGUUUGAUAAGCCUGGUGCAGAAAGGUCUUGGAGAAGAAGAGCUGGAGAUGACGACUGGGACAGUGAACUCGAUGAUGACUUGCUUGGAGAGGAUUUGCUAACUGGAAAAAAGAAUCAGUCAGACUUGUCAGAUGAGGAGCUGAAUGAUGAUCUUCUGCAAAGUGACAAUGAAGAGGAACAAGAAUUUCGCUCUCCAGGUGUCACAGUGAGCCUCAAUGCCACCUCUGGCAUCCUGACAUCCUACGAGCUCUCCAAGUCCAUCAACGAUCCCUCACUGGAACACGAGUCAGAGUAUGACCAAGGGGAAGAUGAGAUUGGUUAUGACAAAUCCGAAGCACCUGAAGAAUAUGCCUCAGAGUAUGCAGAGGAGGGACAUUAUGAAGGCCACGAUCCUGAACUGACAGAAGACCAAAUAGAAUAUGGGGAAGAGCCUGGAGAAGAGGAUGAAGUGCUAGACCUUGAAAUCAAUGAACCCCUAGAUGAAUUUCCAGAUGAAGAUUACAUGCAGUCAUACAAUGAGCAAGCAAUGGAAGAGCAAGGAGAGUAUGCAGCUGAUGAGGAGCUGGAAGAAUCCCAGACAAUGGCUAAUGAAUCAGAAGAGGCAGCUAUUGGCUCCCUGGAACUUCAAGAAGAAACAAAAGAAGAGUCUGAUGAGGAGGAGGAUGAUGAUGAAGAGUCUGGACGAUUACGUUUCAAAACUGAACGGAAGGAAGGAACGAUCAUCAGGCUCUCAGAUGUGACAAGAGAAAGGAGAAACAUUCCAGAAACUUUGGAGCUUUCUGCAGAAGCCCAAGCAGCAUUACGUGAAUUUGAAGAGAGGGAGAGGCAGCUUAAGCAGGGGCGGUACGGCUCCAGGAGAGGAGGGAGAAGAGGAGGCUCGGUUAUGUGCCACGGAAUGGGAGAACAAAGGAGAGACAAUAAUGACAGGGGGAGAAUGAAGGAUCACAGGCCUGCCCUGCUGCCAAACCAGCCAUCUGCAAUGACUCACUCACAGAGGUUAAUUCCAACACACCAGCAACCUGUUAUGAGUCUGUUCCAGCAGCAACAGCAGCAGCAGCAACAACAACAGCAACAGCAGCAGCAACAACAGCAGCAGCAGCAACAGUUACAAUCUCUGCUUCCUUUACAGCAUCAGCAUCAUUCUUCUCCUCCUCCAGGGCUACAUAUGCCCCCUCAGAUAGAAACACCCCGAAUAAUGAUGACUCCCCCUCCAGUGACCCCUCAGCAACCGAAGAACAUACACAUAAAUCCACAUUUCAAGGGGACCGUAGUGACGCCUGUGCAAGUGCCCUUGCUGCCAGUUCCUGCCCAGCCAAGACCUGCUGUGGGACCCCAGAGAUUUCCUGGCCCUCCAGACUUCCAGCAGCACACGCCUGGACCAGUUCCUACCAACUUCUCCCAAGCACCGAGGCUGCCAAUCCAGGACCAGUGGAGAGGGCCACCCCCACCUCCUCCACCACUCCCUCCUCCACCUCCUCAGGACAGAGAUCCUUUCUUCAUAGCAGAUCCGAGGUUCCCGGGCCAUCCCUUGUUCGAGCAGCGCAGCCCCCCGCCGCCACCGCCUCCCCCGCUUCUGAACAGCGCCCACCCCGUUCCUGCGCAGAGCCCGAUGCCCUUCAGCCCGCCCGGGCCCGCCUUCAGCCAGCAGGGCCAGCAGCCCGUGUACCCGCGGGACCGGCCCGUGCGGCCCGGCAUGCAGCCCCAGGGCCCCGUGGGCAUCCUGCACUUCGGCCAGCCGGGCUCCGCCGCCCCGCGGCCCUUCAUCCCCCCGCGGCAGCAGUUCCUGCAGGCGCCGGGACAGCCCUUCCUGUCCCCGCACACGCAGCCCAGCAUGCAGGGUCCCAUGCAUCCUCCAUUGCAGCCUCAGCCACAACCUCAGCCUCAGCAGCACCACCACCAGCAGCAACAGCAGCACCAUCACCAGCAGCAGCAGCAGCAUCAUCAUCUCCAAGGGCCUCCACAGCCCUUGAUGCCCAUGAACCAGCCACAGUUCAGGCCUCACAUGCAAGCCACACAGCAGCAGCCAAAUAACAGCAGGAUGCAGUGUCAGCCACGACAGGGUCCAAUGAAGCCAAGACACAGUACCCCAUCCCAGAACCUUGUCAAGCGCUCGAAUCAGCAGCUGCAGUCAGCCGCUGCCAGGAACAGCAACCUGCGCGAGCUGCCCAUAGCGCCGGCCCACGCCAUGGACAUGAGCAACAGCAGGCGCAGCUCCGCCCCCGCCGCUCAGGUCAAACCCAUCACCAGCACCGUGCCUGCCACCAAGCCUGCCACUGCUGCAGGCAACUCCCAGGGAAGGCCUGAGAUGAAAGCUAAAGCGAUCACUCCAGUGGGCCAGGCAAAGUCAGAAGGAAAAUCUGAACCAGAGUAUCCAGAUGAAGAUGAAGAAACUCGAUUGUAUCGUUUGAAGAUAGAAGAGCAGAAGCGCCUGAGAGAGGAGAUCCUGAAGCAGAAGGAGCUGAGACGGCAGCAGCAGGCUGGGGCCAGGAAGAGAGAGUUGCUGGAGAGACUUGCACAGCAGCAGCAGCAGCAGCCUUGCUCCCAGCAGUCCUACAUGCAGCACGAGGAGGACUCCUCCGAGUUCCCCGCCAACGGCAGCCCCUACAUCCCCCACUCCGGCCUGCAGACCAGGCACAACGUGAAGAACAGACUCCUCGUCAGAAAGCAAGACGCGGUCGUGGCCAACAUCCACCCCAAACCCUCCGACUUCCCGCAGGCCGCGGGGGACGGGCAGUACCAGGGACAGCAGAUGAAGGCCGUGAAGCAGCUGAGGCCCACUAGAACAGUUCCUGCGGGUCAGCCUCAGGCGCCGCAGAAAGCGCUGCAGAGCAAACCCGCUGCAGCAGCGCUGCCCGCCCCACCGGCCGCCCGGGUGGCCUCCGUCCCCGCCAGGCCCCAGGAGCAGAAGCCAGGGGUGAAAAGGACUGUCAUGCAGCGGACAAACAGUGGUAGUGAUGGGCCCCAUGUCGGCAGCAAAGUCAGGGUCAUUAAGUUGUCAGGAGGGCAGGGGGGAGAGGAUGCUGGCUUUUUUCACCCAGAGGGCCAACUCCAGCGACCUCAGCAACCCCCGGAGCCAAAACAGCAGCCAGUGCGGAAGGUCACAUUGACAAAGGGAAUGCAGCAGCACCAACAGCAGCAGCAGGCACAGAUCCAUUCACCAGCUCCUCAAGGAGUCAAAAACAUCCAGGGAAUCCAUCAGCCUAAAAAGGUCAUUAUGCAUGGCAGAGGCAGAGGAGUAGCAGGCCAGAUGGGCCGAGGACGCUUGAUGCCAAAUAAACAGAACCUGCGAGUGGUGGAGUGCAAACCUCAGCCCUGUAUUGUGUCAGUUGAAGGGCUUUCUUCAUCAACUACUGAUGUCCAACUGAAAAACCUGCUGAUGUCAGUGGGACCCAUUCAGAGUUUACAGAUGCUUCCUCAACAACGGAAAGCCAUAGCAAAAUUCAAGGAGCCAGCACAUGCAUUAGCAUUUCAACAGAAAUUCCACAGGCACAUGAUAGAUCUGUCCCACAUCAACGUGGCGCUGAUUGUGGAGUGAUGUCUGCUGAGAGAAGCCCCUGCCCCAGAGUACUGUGGAGCUACAGACUCAGCGUGGGAAAUCCAUCGGGAUGGGAGCCCUGUCAGCUCAGUCUGGAACUGCUCUCUUGAGCUACAGAAAGCACCAAGGUGACCUCCAGGAGAGGUGAAUUCGAGAGGAUCUGCAAAGGUGGAAUCCCUUGUUCUGUUUCUUCACAUUCUGUUGUAACCACAUGGAGUUAUAGAAUUUUUUUUUUCGAAAUGCUUUUGAUGCAUGUAGACAUUGUUCUUCAGGAUCCUACUGUGUGACCACAGUGACUUGAGAAAGAAUGGUUACAGCGAAAGAUUUAAAAAACUUUCUCCAUAGCAAAGAAUAUUUGAUAAUGGUUGCUCUUAUCUUCAGUGCAAGGUAUUUGAACGAAAACUCAUUUUUCUAAACAAAUUAGUUGCAUUGUAUACCUGAGAGCACAGAAGGUAUUCUUCAUUAGAUUUGAACAUGGUCUGCUUUGCUGAAUAGCAGUUUGCUGAGAAGCUUUGGAGGUGACACUGGAAAUUUGUAGUUUUGAUCUUUGUAAAUAAGUCUGUCUUUGCGUUUUUCUAUUCCGACACAGACUUCCAUCUUCUCUUUUCAACUUCACUUAUUCCAUAAAACCCUGUGUAGGAGGAGUAACACCACUGUAUUUUCCCUUGGUUUUUAAAAACAAGGAUCUUUGCCCUUCAGCAGCAUCGUGGGGUAGUGAACUCCGAGUUGUAAUUAGGUUGUUUUAAAUAACUGCCAGAUGCAAGGAAAAAGAAAUAUUUGGUGGGUCACUUCAAAAAUGUUAUGCAGGAAGAGUGGUUCGUUCCUGAUAGUUCUUUUUGGGGUAGUGUUUCAUGGUUGCCUCAUGCUUUAUUUUGAUCAGGUUUUUUUCUUUGAGAUUUAUUUUGUGGUUAAUGCUGAACUGUAAGAAACCCAUAACUGAAAGGACUUGUUUUGAUGUGGUGUUCCUGAUACAUAAAGGACUAUGAGGACAUUGUGAAUUUCCUGGUGAACAUGUCAGUUACCAAAAAUGCCAUGCAGACAUUAAGGAGCUUAUAUUUUAUUCAAAGUAAAAUUCGUAAUAUUUCCUUUUGGUUAGAACCAUCCAGGUGGGGUUGCCAAAGGAACAAAUUUUUCAGUUAUUUCUGAAUAAACUUAUUAAAAUGUCAUCUUUAUAUUGGAUUCCAGUUUUUAUGAACAUUUCUGUAGUUGUUAGGCCAUGAUGUUUUGCUUCCUUCUUUGUUUUAGGAAUACUCUUAAACACUCCACCUACUUUUUGAAGAGGGGGGGGACUUACAGAAAUAUGUUUGUUACCUGGGUGACUGCAGAAAAACACUAUGGGUAUGAAACAAAAGAGCUGCAAAUGGGGUCCAAAGUAGGCAUGCCAAGCUGGAAGGGAUGAACUAAGCAAAUUUAUAGUACCUUUUUUAAUAGUAUCUUUUUUUGGGGGGUGGGGGGUGGGGUGAUUUAGUGGCACAGAUACCUAAUUGGCUUUCUUCCACUUUUGGUCCAUAUUUUCAAUUAAGUAAAAGUUACCAAAAAUAAUGAGGGAAUAAGUUCUAUCAAAGUCUUCUAGGUAGACCUGCUUUCUGUUCAUUGAAAUUAUAUAGAGUAACAUGGUGCUUAGGAAAUACUCUUGAAGUCCAUUUAAAACUUAGUGACAAGACACAGAAACAGAAUGAGAAUCUUUCAUGCAAGCGAGAUUUACACCCACCUGUAUAAUUCGUGCUUAAUGUUUAAUGACAGCCACAAUUGCUGUACAUGAAGUGCUGUUGGUGCUUCAGGGUAGAGCCAAGCCAGGACAGAGCAUGGAGCUGCAGGUAGGAAGUGCCCAGUGGGACCAAUCCCAGAGACCUGCAGAGUGAUCAGCCCCAGGCUGUUUAACUCCUCACACCAUCAGCUCUGGGACCCCUAUGCUCCCUCCUCAAGUUAUGUCACUUUUAUUCUUAAGAAAUAACUUCUUAUCCUUAAAACAAGGCAUUCAGCAGUUGCUCAUCCCCCUGUCAGGGAGCAGCUCCCUGCAGUGAGCAGGACAAGGAGACAGCUCACAGUGUCUGGGAAUCUGGGAGAGGUGCAAACACCACACAGGCCAGCAGCUGAGUUCAGCACUAGGAACAUCUGCACUUGAUCAGCUGUCCUGUCAGAAGCAAACAUUAUUGGGGUUAGAGGGUUUCUUGGAGCCUAAGAAUAUGGGUUUGAUUCAAAAGUCAAAGAAGUUUGUAGAAACGCUCCUGCUUUGGGUUUUGAAUCCAUCCCAAAGAGCCUGAGGUUCAGCCAACUUAAGUUUUAAAAAUUUUUAUUCAGUUGGGUUUUUAAUUUUUUUUUUUUUGAGACAAAUGUGUGGCUUUGGAAUAAAGGCAUGAAAUGGCCUCAUAUCUAGUUAAAUGAAGGAGUGAUGUGAGCAGUGCCUGGUUAAUGAGUAGAUGGAUCCUCUUUAACAGCAGUUGCAGGAGAUUGUUUCUUUUUGCAUAGACAGGGUAUGUGUGGAUUGCUGGGGAUUAAUUCAGCUGCUUACUGCAGUACCUGGGUACCUUCCUACAUGUAAACAUGCCAUAUGUAUGUAUGUCUAUAUUUGUUUUAUUAUACACAUACAUACAUAACUCACACCCUAUGAUGUCACCAUAUCUCUCUAAUAUCCUCAAAAACUCAGUAGCAAAAGUAGCAAUUAGGUGAGUCAUUUUUUAAAAUGUUUGUGUUCUCUUACUUCUCAAAUCCUAACUUAAAAGUGGAUCAGUUUGGAUGAUACAGCUCCUUUAGAUCCAUUUGUUGUCUCCUCCCAAAAAACCCCAAAGGAAGCAGAGCUAAAGCUAGACUGAUGUGUUCUUGAUGUGUUCUCUUCUAGCACAGAGUUAAAUCUGAGCAUUUUAAGUUAACUUUCUUGGAAGAUCUGUUGCAACCAUUAUCUUGUUCUUUCUUUGUAGUGAAUUCACAGUACGAUGCAAAAUGAAAAAAAAAGAGAAGGCAUUUAAUGUAGUAUGUAAAUAUUGACCUUUUAAAAUUAAAAUGCUACUCAAAGUGCUUACAGUCAACAACAUCUUAGCUAUUUGUUAGUUUUUUGUGUUGUCUUACCUAAAUUUAAAUUGAUAUGGUUCCAUAAAUGUUGAUGUGUUUUUGUGUAUAUCAAAUUUUUAUAAAGAUGCUAGUAAGUCAAUACAUAUAUCCUGAUCUGUGUAUUAUUUGUUCAGUUUUUAUUAGCAUAAUUUUAUAAUUAUUUAAAUAGGCAACUCCAGUAGGUGGUUAUAUGAAGUCAGCUUUUUUUUUUUUCCCAAAUUAUUUCAUUUCCAUCUUGUACCACUGGAAAAUUCACUUUAUAACUAUUACUAUUUUGCCUUGACUAAAAUAUUGAAUUACCCAUAUAAUCUGUGGUAUUUUAGUACAAUGUUCAACUUUUUUUUUUUUCUUUUUUUUAAUUAAAAAAGCCCUAAAACAACUCUGUCCUUUAACUUCUGAGGGGAAAUACAGUGCACUGUCAGACCAAGGCACGGGGUCUCUCUGGGUUUGUUCCACUGUGCUGUUUGCAGGUACAAAUCAGGUCUGUGGUGUAAUGCUGUCCUCAAAAGUUGGGGCUGUUUUGGUUUCAUUAUUUUGGGUUCACACAUAGGCCAGGUUGGUGGCACCUUGGUCACAGUGUUAUCAGUGCCACACCUUAUCAGUGCCACACCAGCCCUGUGGUGUGGUGCUGGGGAUGCUCAGGGCCCUUGCUGCAGGCAAGGGGACAGGGACAAGUCUGUAAGAUUUCCAUAGGCAGAGGGAUGCUGUCCCCAUAUCCCCAGUGUGACUUGGGGAAGCAGGAGUGGAUACAAGCAUUCCCUCUGCAUGGUAUCCUUGGAUAUUUAGUUUAUUCCCCCAGUUUAAAUCUGAAGAUUCGCUUGAGGUUUUCCAAAUUUCUGUAAAGAAGUCCUUCUAGCCUUUAAAAUGCCAAGCAGACUGAGCAUUUUAAUUUGCUAAUGUUAGGUUUCCACUACAAGGAUGAAAGUAAAACUGAAAGGUAUUUCAGAAUAACCUUGGAGGUCCUCAUAGUUUGUUUUUUUUAAUGUCAGCUGCUGGGGAUAAGCAAAAACCUUUUACUUGGUGCUAAAUUUUUUAUCUUUUUUUUUAAACAUUGUGUCUUUUAUCUGUGUGGCUUGAAAUGAUGCAGUUUCCCUGGAAGCUGCUGCAGGCACUUUUGCCCUUGCACUCAGUAACUGCGUGUCUGUUUGUGUGUGGGUGUGUCACCUUUGUAGCUGGGUGAGGGGGGGUGGGAGGCUCUGGAGUUUCUUCUUUUGAGGGUUUUUUGGCCUGUUUUCUUUUUCUUUUCUCCUUUUUUUUAUUUUGUCUGCUUGGGAGAUACCCCGGGUUUGUCCUCUGGCAUAGUAUUGUGAUGUUCUGCCCUUUGUGUAGUGCUGUGUCUGUGGUACAAGUUGUGGUACUUGAAGGUAGAAAUGUGGCUUCACCUGGUCACUGUCAAAAAGGCUUUUUUUUGUUCAGAGAGACUUAGACUUUUUUUAAUGCAUUUUUUGUGCUUUUUGUUUUUGUUUCUUUUUUUUAGCAUCAUGGUAGAUGAGAAAUUAAGUGUCAAGGAAACAAAUCCUGAACAGAUUGCAGAAAGUUAGCUGUAUUAUAAAGGUCAUUUAGGGUAACAUAGAGCUUUUGUUUCAAUGUUACCUUAAAUCAUGCCUUAUCCUCUAAUUAAUUCAUAAACAUAACACUUGAAAGUGUUUUAAAUUAGUAUCAAAUCCUAAGGAUUUUCUGUAAGGUUUUUUUGUAACCUGAUUUUUACUCAUGGAGAUAACUUACUGUCCACAUGAGCACAGGGGCUUGUGUACAAAACCAGAUUCAUAUUGGAUCCUUGCGUAUACCAACUUCUGGUGUCAUAUGGUUGGGAAGGAUCAUUUUGUUCUUGAUAACGCUGCUUUUGGCAGGGUUGGGUUUUUUAAUUUAAAACAAACAAACAAACUCCCUUUUCUACCUCUCUGCUUAUUUUGCUGGAAAGUGUGGUCCUUGUUGCACUAAAGAAAACCUUGAAGGAAAAGUUAAUCUCACGGGGUCUUUUAGGUGCCUGUGUUGCUCUCUGCUUUCUUGGUUGGAUGCACUGAUUUUUCUAACUAACUGGAAAUGGGCUUUAUAGACACACUUUUUCAACAGGUUACACUGCUUUUAUUUUAUGUAACAGCACUUGUGUUCAGUGGUUUUUACCAUCUAAAUUUUAAACAGUAUUGCAGAUUACAAAUGCUUUUGUGAAAGAACCUGUGUACAGUUCAAUGUAGCUGUAUUGCAAUGUUGUGUGUAGUCACUUGGCAGAUCACAGUUUCAAACACUGCUGUAUUGAUGUUGUGUUUGUUCAGGAUUUUCUUUGUGUGCAUCUAAUGGAUUUUAAUAUGCAUGGUAUUUUUUCCCAGUGUCUGUCAGGCUGAGUUUGGAAUCUUACAGUUUUAUUUCUAUUUUGAGAAUAACAAAACCAUUUGUUUGCAGGUUUUCUUUUUCAGAUGAUGAAACUUCUUUCAGCAGUUUAACUUCUAAUUAAUAGACAUUUUCACUUACAGAUCCAGCAGAGACCAGAUGCUAACACUUAUUUAUUCACAGCUGAUCUCCUGUACCAUUGCAUAUAAUUUUAUUUAUAAAAGAGCCCUUGGAUUAAGUCAACUCUCUUUUUUGCUGUGGUACCCUUUGCCUCUCUGCUAUGCUUUUUCUCAUUUCCAUCUCAUUUGCCUGCAUUUUUCCAUUUCCACAAGGAUAUUUGCAUCCUUGUUAUGUUCCUGCCCAUUUCAUUCUCUGUUCGCACUCGGUUUUUUUUCCUGUCUGAGUGCAUUGCAUUCAAUAUUUUACUCUGUUUUCUGUUCUUCCAGCUCUUUUGAGGGUGCCUGAACCCUAGAUGUGCUACCCUGAAAUCCACCAUCCUGUACUUUUCUUUGCAGACUUUGGUGCCUGAAGCUGAGGUUGUUUUGAUACAGGUGUCACCCCUUGGGCGAUGCUGCCCAUCCCGGAGCACUGGAGAAGCAUCACUUUAACACUUUUACUUUGCAGUUUUAUCCAUGCUGGGGAAUGUAGACAUUUCCUUUACAUGCUUGAGCAUUUAGCCAGGCUAAACAGGAUUAACAGCAUUUUAUCCUUUUCACUUUUUCAGGAGCUCUGUUCUUGAAUUCAGUGAUAGUAAUAGCACUUUUUGUUAUUGCCACGUAGAAAUACCAACACUGUCGACACGAUCCUACCUCCUAUUACUAUUACUGAAUGUGAUCCUUCCUAACCUGUAAAGUCCUAAGCAGUGUGUAUAUAUAGAUAUAUAUACAUAUAUAUCUGUAUUUGGGUGUUUUGAGAACCAUUUCAAAUGUACUGCUCUAAUCUGGAUUGCAGAGUUUGUUCAUUAGCAGUUCAGGAUAUAAAUUCAGCAGCCGACUGCACUGGGAGUGCGUCUGCCUCCUGUUUUCUACAGCAUCAUCUGCACAGGGUGUGCACUGCUGAUUGCUUGAGUGUAAUACUGGACUAUACCAAAUCCUCCACGUGCAUAAGAGAUCUUUGUCGUACCUAUUUAAGUGAAUGUAAAAAUGGAAACACAAAGAUGAUCUCAUGUACAAGUUUUUUUUUUACAUGUAAUUCCAUGUUUGAAAUGUGAACAUGUAGAUAUAUUUAUUGUACCUAAAAUAUGUCAAUAAAAACUGGUCUUUAUCA
Prinia subflava (tawny-flanked prinia) is the source of this 10443-nucleotide messenger RNA. RefSeq names its product RNA binding motif protein 33 (gene RBM33). The record is from RefSeq and is a predicted model, not a curated record. Gene Ontology annotation, molecular function: RNA binding. NCBI's taxonomy places the organism in Eukaryota, Metazoa, Chordata, Aves, Passeriformes, Cisticolidae. The coding region runs from base 223 to 3801 and encodes 1192 amino acids. The transcript is spliced from 19 exons.